CCGACCCCGACGUAUGAUUCAUCGUUCAGACAUUCGACAUUCGCUUGUCCUCCCUCCACAGAUCAAUCCAUGUGCGGAUGCAAUGCAUACAUACAUCACGCCAUCGGUCUUGCGAUGUGUGCACAUGAGGCCGACCAACAGACAGACAGGAUAUUAUUCAGCUGUCACCUCUCCCCCAUUGCUGUCUGUCAGUCACUCUGCGGCUCCGUCCACUGCAGGCAGGUCGAGCAGCCUGAUGACUUCUUGUGUCGUUCUGCCAUGCCUCCGCAACGCCCACUUGCGACUCACCGCCUGCGCCACACACAAAAAGGAAGAGUCCCCAGUGUGUGUGCUCAGCUGUGUAUGCGCAGAUCUGUGUUGGCGGCGUACGAGUGCUGCGGUGCGAGUGACGGCGCCAGACUGGUGCUUAUCGGAGGGCAGGAAUAGCUCCUCCUCUCUCAGCUCACGGAAAGUUCGGCUCAAACUUCUGGUGCUCCCGCUGCUCCUCCCGCUGCUCGAUGAAGAGUCGAGGGCCUGACACAAAGACCCACACGAUGGGCGAGACAUGAUUCACGAAGAUAUCCAUGGUCGACCUUGGAGUGUUUCGUAGCUUUCUUGAGGAGAGGUAUGGCGAUGACGGCAUUGCCACGCACACUCGAGAUGGGCACAGAUGUGUGGCGGGAAACAACAUCGGCCUGUGCACAGACGCAAAGAUACACACAUGCUUAUCCACUACUCUCGUGAUAGGCUGCCCCCCGCCCCUUGCUCACCCACAACGCGACUUUGGUGUCUCCUGUCCGUCUGAUGAGGCGAUUCGCGAGGUACAGCGACACCGAUGCUAGUUCCAGUUGCGAAAACCGCCCCAUCUCGUAGCUCACGGCCAGCACCUCCAGCAUGUAGUUGGCCACUCGGAAAUGCGAUGACGUGAUGUCGAUGCGGCCCGUCUGCAGGAAGAACAGGCACUUGAGGAAGAAGUAGCAGCUCCCAGCCUAGCGACACAGGUGAAUAGAGAAAAGAAGAAGACAAAAGGGAAUCGUGUUUGGUGUGCUGUGUAUUGCAAUUCACGGAAUGCUGCCAAAUACAUAGAUUUUGCCGCCGAGUGCGCUGAGAAUUUCCACCUCAAGCCGCUCGAAGUCACAGCCAGGGCUCGUGUCCUCACACACUGAAGAGAGAGAUAAUAACAGCGAAAUCCAGUCAGUCGACACGUCCCGGCUUUCUGUUCUCCUCCCCCCCCGAGUGGAUGAGCCUACGGUAGAUGAAGUCAGCGAGCUCUGGCGGAUGCACCUCGCUGUACUUGCUGCACGAGGACACACAGAGUGCAUCCUUGUCCCCUCUUGCACGUAGCUGGCUGCCUGGCUGUGUGCAUGGGUGUGUGCGGUGACCUUGCGAUCCACAUGGCUGUGCACCCGAGCAGCUGCAGUUUCUCCCGUGGCCAUUCGACAUCGCUGACAGGACAAACACACCACAAACACUUAUAUGUUUGCCCCGCCCGCCCGCCCGCCCGCCCGCCCGCUUGUUUUGCGUACUGCGUCAUGUAUGCGUCGAUGAUGUGAAUGGUCAUGAUCAGCACAUCGGGUGAGAGGUUCAUGAAGAGGUGGACAUCCACCAGCCAGUCGAGCAGCAGGUCCCGCUCUCCGCGAGUGACAGAGCCCUUCUUGUCCUCGUCAAUGUAACUCAUCGGACGAGCCACACCGUCAAACUGCAGUGCAUGCAUGACAAACACAAAGAGAGAGCUCACACACACAACACAGACGACGACGACGGAUCUGUUUCUCAAACAUUCACUGACCCGUUUUCUUUCAUUGUGGAAGUUGGGCAGCAGAUACGCAUACUCGGCAGGCAGGCGCUGGCUGGAUCUCGCCGCUGCUUGUGUGUAUGGCUCGGCACGGUGGCGCUUCCUCUCCUCGCGCUGUGGCUGGAACGGGAGGGGCGUGUCGGACCGGCGGGCAGCCUUCUCGUUGUGCGCAAGCAUCUGCAACUUCUCAAGAAGCGUCACCUUCCCCACAUUCUUCAUGGCGGCCUCCUCG
This is a messenger RNA of Vitrella brassicaformis, 2006 nucleotides long. The record is from the annotation of a GenBank genome assembly. NCBI's taxonomy places the organism in Eukaryota, Vitrellaceae.